Messenger RNA from Cyclocybe aegerita, 2082 nucleotides. NCBI's taxonomy places the organism in Eukaryota, Fungi, Basidiomycota, Agaricomycetes, Agaricales, Hemipholiotaceae. The record is from the annotation of a GenBank genome assembly.
AUGAGUACACAGUCAGGGCUCGGCACAGAAAUUGUCAACACUAUCAACAAGCUUCAGGAUGUCUUUACAUCCAUUGGUACAACAUCGCAGGCCUCUAUAGAUCUACCGCAAAUUUGCGUGCUGGGGAGUCAGAGUAGCGGGAAGAGUAGUGUGCUCGAGAAUAUUGUCGGUCGUGAUUUCCUGCCUCGUGGUACUGGUAUUGUGACGCGGCGCCCAUUGGUGCUCCAACUCAUCAAUAGACCGGCUGGUUCUGUCGGUCAACCAAACGGCGUAGAUAAAACGCAUGACAAAGCAGCCAACCCGGACGAAUGGGGCGAGUUCCUGCACCUCCCCGGAGAGAAGUUCUACGACUUCAACAAGAUUCGAGACGAAAUCGUCCGAGAUACAGAGGCGAAGACAGGCAAGAAUGCAGGGAUCUCUCCGCUCCCUAUCAAUCUCCGCAUAUUCUCGCCCAAUGUUCUUACACUCACCCUUGUCGACCUUCCCGGUCUGACAAAGGUCCCUGUUGGUGACCAGCCUCGGGAUAUCGAGAAGCAGAUCCGCGACAUGCUGUUAAAGUAUAUCUCGAAACCGGCUUGCAUCAUCCUCGCUGUCACAGCCGCCAACACAGAUUUGGCGAACUCGGAUGGUCUGAAGAUGGCGAGGGAGGUUGAUCCUGAGGGAACGAGAACAAUUGGUGUCCUGACGAAAGUUGAUCUCAUGGACAAGGGAACGGAUGUCGUUGACAUUCUCGCUGGCCGAAUUAUUCCUUUGCGUCUAGGAUACGUUCCUGUUGUCAAUAGAGGGCAACGAGAUAUUGAGACGAACAAGGCUAUCAGUACUGCUCUUGAACAUGAGCGAGAGUUCUUCGAGAACCAUCCUUCGUACAAGGGCAAAGCACAAUUCUGCGGUACACCUUUCCUUGCAAGGAAGCUUAAUAUGAUUCUCAUGCAUCACAUUCGAGCAACCUUGCCCGACAUCAAAGCCCGUAUCUCCGCUAACCUCCAGAAGUUCAACGCCGAACUUAUCAGCCUCGGCGGCCCUACAGGUGACGGAAACUCUGGCAACAUUGUUCUUUCUGUUAUCACAGAAUUCACGUCCGAAUUCCGGACCACAAUCGACGGUAACACGAACGACCUCUCCUUGAACGAGCUUUCAGGAGGUGCUCGUAUCAGCUUCGUGUUCCACGAAUUAUUUAAUAACGGUAUCAAGAGCAUUGAUCCUUUCGAUCAAGUGAAAGAUGGCGACAUCAGGACGAUUUUGUAUAACUCUUCCGGUUCUACGCCAGCACUUUUUGUCGGCACAGCUGCAUUUGAAGUCAUUGUAAAGCAACAAAUUAAACGUCUAGAAGAACCCUCCGUGAAGUGUUGUCAGCUUGUGUACGAAGAGCUGGUCCGCAUUCUGAGCCAGCUCCUGGUCAAAGUACAAGCCUUCAGGCGAUACCCUCAACUGAAGGAGCGCUUCAAUUCCGUGGUUAUCAACUUCUUUAAGCAAUCAAUGACUCCUACCGUCAAACUUGUCACAGAUAUGGUUGCUAUGCAGGCGUGUUACGUAAACACGACGCACCCCGACUUCAUUGGCGGCCACAAGGCUACCGCGCUCGUCACUGAGCGCCUGAACGCGAACAAGCCCCCACCGCCUGGUGCUGACCCGAAGAACCCCAAGGCGGCGAUCAACAACAACAAGGACCUUGACGUCGAUAUCAAGGAGCAGCCAAGCUUCUUCCAGUCGUUCUUCGCGAAGAACGGUACGGCGAAGAAGAAGGGUGCAGCUGUCAUGGAUGCGCCUCCUGCAACUAUCCGGCCACAGGCUGCCCUCAAUGAGAGGGAGACGAUGGAGACUGAGGUUAUCAAGCUCCUGAUCCAUUCCUACUUUAACAUUGUCAAGCGCGAGAUGAUCGACAUGGUGCCCAAGGCGAUCUCGCUCACGCUCGUCAAUUUCUCGAAGGAGAAUCUUCAGAGAGAGCUUCUCCAGGAGUUGUACAAGCCUGAUGUGUUGGACGAGCUCCUCAAGGAGAGCGACUAUGUUGUCAGCAGGAGGAAGGAGGUGCAGAGCAUGGUGGCAGCGCUGAACAAGGCAGAAGAGAUUGUGGCUGCUGUGUAA